AUACACUCAAUCAGAAUAGACGUGCAAGUUACACGCUCCGUCAACAAGUGCUUUUUUCGGUGAAACCUGCAAACAACAACACAUCAGCUGCUGGUCAAUACAAAUAUAAGGUGCUUACCAACAUCAGAGCACUGUCAGCGGAUCACCACCGGCUGGCCCGUGGGCUUAUUAUUGUUUUUAAAAAAAAACUGGUCAUCGAGUAACUCGAAAGUAGCUCAAACUUGGCAAAGGAAGGCACGGAAAAAGCGGGAAACGAAAUUUUUCACUUAAUACUGAGUGGGAAACGUGAGUACGAACGUAAACAACGAAAACAACAGCGCUAGAGGUGACAUUACACAGCUGUUAGCGAUCGAUCUGCCACGCAUAUUGCAAAAGCUCGCGCUAGAGGGCGCCCACCAAUAGUGCACCAACAUUCUGUAUAGCCUCGCCUCUGUUAAAGCACAUAAUCAAAACAAUGCAGCCUGUCUCAAAACGUCUGCGUGAAAAUACUGGAACAAAUCUGAAGGGACCGCGUACAUCAGAAACGCCUGCCCCGGAAUUGGUUCAUCUUUUGAACCAACGAUUUGAGGAGCAAGUCAGUCUCAUUUCAACAAAGAUGAAUGAGGCAGAAGAGCAGCUGUUAAGUUUGCUAACAGGCAAGCUUAAUAGUAUGGCUGGUGAGAUCCAGAAUCUCACACAGAGAGUCCAGUUUCUAGAAAGUAGGCUGGGUGAGACUCAAAACCUUACAAAAAAGGUAGAGGAUCUGGAAGCCCAGCUUUUGUUAAAACUAGAUGCACAGGCUAAGGCCAAUGUCGCAUGCGACCUGAGGAUCCAUGGAGUUCCGUACGUCGAAGGUGAAAAGCUGAAACAUAUCUUCAACAACUUGUGCCUCAGCCUAAAUCACACGCCUGCGCCUGCUAUUAGGGAUAUCUAUCGUAUGAGGCCGAACAAAAAUCUUUCCCACUCCAUCGUUGACCCCAUCAUCAUUGUCAAGCUGGAACGGGUGCGCGACAAAGCGGCAUUACUGCGCAACAUCGCCCCAGUAUAUGUCAACGAGCAGCUUACCAGGGAAAACUACCAGAUUUUUAGAGAAGCUCUGAAAAUGAAGAAGCAUCGGAAGCUGCAAUCCGUGUUUACGCACAGGGGUAUGGUUCACGUCAAAGUGACCCAAGAAAGUGAGAUCUGGGAAGUUCUCAAAAUUGAGGAUCUGAGGGAGAUGCAAGCUGCUACUGAGAGCCCUGCAGCUGGAGACGAGAAUAGCUCGUUUCGUCAAUAAUAUAACCAUAGGCAAAUUUUUCAUGUUAGCUAUAAGUAUUACCCAUCUAACCACCUUCCUGUAUUUUAUUUUUAAGUGGGCCCUUAACUGUACUUACUGUAAUGAAAUUUUUCGUUGUGUUAAAACACACUUGAUAUGGACGGUUCAUUAGAACUAACAAAUGUGAAUACAUCUCAGGUCCUCAGAAUUCUGGUGAAGCAAAAAUCGGGUCUGCAAAUCUGCCAUAUCAAUGCACAAAGCCUGACAAAAAAAAUUGACGAAUUCAGACAUAUGUUUAUCGACUCUGGUGUGGAUGUUAUAUGUGUUUCCGAGACUUGGUUUGUCCCCGACUUAAGUGACUCGUUAAUUGAAUGUAGAGGAUACAAUGUAUUUCGUUCUGAUCGUGUAGGGCAUGCCGGGGGCGUUGCAAUAUACAUAAAUAACAAGAUAUCCGCAAAAAUCCUCUGUAAGCAAGGACCAGAUAGUGCCAUAGAAUACUUAUUUCUAACGAUCACCAUCAAUAGAAGAAAGAUGCUUCUUGGUUGCAUAUAUCGACCAAAUCGAAACAUUGACUACUCAGACCUGACAUCACUUAUUACUGACAUUUCCUUGACUUAUACAGACGUAAUCCUAGCAGGUGACUUUAAUUGUGGUAUUCUUAGAGAAUCCUCAUUAGCAGAUAGCAUGUUGAGCCUUGACUUAAAUAUAGUGAACCACCAGCUCCCCACACACUUUACAAAAACAAGAAACACACUACUAGACCUAUUCUUUGUCGACAGUACUGACAAAAUUCUACUAUAUGACCAACUCACAGCACCAGGGUAUUCAAAACAUGACCUUAUUUUCUUGACCUACGAUUUUAAUCCUGACUACGAUAAUUAUGACAC
Messenger RNA from Drosophila obscura, 2121 nucleotides. RefSeq lists its product as uncharacterized. The coding region runs from base 455 to 1255 and encodes 266 amino acids. The record is from RefSeq and is a predicted model, not a curated record. NCBI's taxonomy places the organism in Eukaryota, Metazoa, Arthropoda, Insecta, Diptera, Drosophilidae. The transcript has 2 exons.